CCUAAUGUUAGUACGCAUUUCACCACGUCUGAUAAAUUGCCCUUACCAAAAACUUCUGAUUGUUCUAAAUUUAUCAAUCAACCCCAAUAUGAUGAUACCCCGAACAACCCUGUUCCUUACAUUGGAGCAUUUGUAUCAAAUUAUACCUUGACUUCUAAGGCAAUUCCUGUGAUUUCGCUUUACAUCUUUAUCACAGAUCCUAGUUAUAAUUUAUCCAAUCAAACAUCCGGAUUAGCCAUGCAAAUGGAAGCUUUUGAUGCAGGCAAAGUUAUAAGGCAACCCAUAAGUUCGUCAUUCUUAGGUUAUCUUGGUUAUUUAUGGUGUACCGAGUCCGGAAAUCAACCUUAUAUUGAAUCAGAUAUACAGAUUGUUCCGUUGUCAGAUACAAUUUAUCAAACUCAUCCCGUAGAGAAUUUGAAUGGAGCUUUUUAUGCAGUGGUACAGUUUGUCCCAAUGCCUACUAUCGUUAUAAGGAACGAAGUAGAACAAAGGAGCAAAUCUAUUUUUAGCUUACUGGGUGUUAUUGGUGGAAUUUGGAGUUCCAUGGCAGCUUUUUAUAUAUUUUUAUUUGGAUAUGGCAUAAUCUAUCCAUGGGGUUUUGUACAAAGAUCAAAGCCGUUUAGAGAAAAAUAUAAUGAAAAAUUCUCACCAUUGACCGUAGAUUUACAAUCUGAUGAUCCUGAUAUUAAACUUGAUAAUUUAGAAAAAAGACUUAAAUUCUAUGAAAACAUUGUCGAUACUUCAAUAUUAACCUCUAAUAAGACAGAUGCAUCUCCCACUAGCAAUA
Molecule: messenger RNA, 787 nt
Organism: Racocetra persica
Lineage: Eukaryota; Fungi; Glomeromycota; Glomeromycetes; Diversisporales; Gigasporaceae
Source: the annotation of a GenBank genome assembly